This is a messenger RNA of Asparagus officinalis (garden asparagus), 2179 nucleotides long. Its product is annotated as serine hydroxymethyltransferase 7. Gene Ontology annotation, biological process: L-serine catabolic process; folic acid metabolic process; tetrahydrofolate interconversion. Bases 100 to 1935 code for a protein of 611 amino acids. Gene Ontology annotation, cellular component: cytoplasm. The transcript has 4 exons. Gene Ontology annotation, molecular function: pyridoxal phosphate binding; zinc ion binding; cobalt ion binding. The record is from RefSeq and is a predicted model, not a curated record. NCBI's taxonomy places the organism in Eukaryota, Viridiplantae, Streptophyta, Magnoliopsida, Asparagales, Asparagaceae.
CUGACAUUAGAUGCUACCCUUGUCUUCGUUUUCGUCUCUCUCUUUAUAGGGUUAUGAUUUCUCUCUCUAAAAGUCUCAAGAGCUUUCGAUUCCCCGUUAAUGGAAGUUUCCUGCCACUCGUCGCCCCGUUCAUCGACGCUCCGUUGCGCUGCUCCUGCUUCUGUUGCCGUUGCUUCUGUUGCUGUUGCUCUUAAGGUUAGGGUUUCUCGAUUCUCUUUAAUGGAUCUCACUCAUUAUCCUCAAUCGAGCCUCUCUCUAGGUUUUCACUCCCACGCCGACGAUUCCCUCGCCCAAUCCCGACCGUUCCCCUUGCAAUUGCUCGAUCAGCAGUCGGAGAAUCGCAGAGAGGAAUCGGUCGAUGCGAUUGAUGAUGAAGAAUCUGAGGGGGUGAAGGAGGAGGAGUUCCGCAUAUUAGGGUAUCCGAUGUGUAUAAAGAGGCAGAAGAGGGAAUCUUCAUCUUGUUCCUCGUCGACAUCUCUCCAUCCUUCGAAGAAGCAAGCCAUCGAUCCUGACAUGGAGACGAGGAGAUCAAAGGUCAAAUCUUGGGGGAAUCAGCCGCUAUCGGCGGCGGAUCCCGAUCUGUUCGAGGUCAUGGAGAAGGAGAAGUGUCGUCAGGUGACAGGGAUUGAAUUGGUUGCUUCUGAAAACUAUGUUUGUAGAGCUGUGCUUGAUGCCCUGGGGAGUCACUUGACCAACAAGUACUCUGAGGGCAUGCCCGGUGCUCGAUACUAUGGGGGCAAUCAAUACAUCGAUCAGAUUGAACGAUUGUGUUGGGAUCGAGCUCUCGCUGCAUUUAAUCUCGAUCCUGAGUGCUGGGGUGUAAAUGUUCAGCCUUAUUCGUGUACUUCUGCUAACUUUGCAGUCUACACAGGACUAUUGUUGCCGAAAGAUCGGAUAAUGGGAUUGGAUUCACCCUCGGGCGGGCAUGUAAGCCAUGGGUAUUAUACUCCUAGUGGGAAGAAGAUAUCGGGGGCUUCAAUAUUCUUCGAGAGUUUGCCAUAUAAAGUUAAUCCGCAUACUGGGUACAUUGAUUACGAUAAGUUGGAGGAGAGAGCCAUGGAUUUUCAUCCGAAGAUAUUGAUUUGCGGGGGGAGCUCGUACCCGAGAGAGUGGGAUUAUGCAAGGUUUCGGCAGAUUGCAAAUAAGUGUGGGGCUAUAUUGAUGUGUGAUAUGGCACACAUUAGUGGGCUUGUGGCUGCCAAGGAGUGCCAGAGCCCAUUUGAUUAUUGUGAUAUUGUUACUUCAACUACACACAAAAGCCUUCGGGGACCAAGGGGUGGUAUAAUAUUUUUCAGGAAAGGGAAAAGAGCGAAGAAGCGGGGGUUUUCUCUAUGUCAACCAGAAGAAAGCGAUCAAUAUGAUUUUGAAGAUCGGAUAAAUUUUGCUGUUUUCCCUGCAUUGCAAGGGGGCCCUCACAAUAACCAUAUUGCGGCUCUGGCUAUAACCUUUAAACAAGUGGCUACUCCUGAAUACAGAACUUAUAUCCAGCAGGUGAAGAAAAAUGCUCAAGCAUUAGCAUCAGCCUUGCUGAGAAGAAAAUGCAGAUUAGUAACUGGAGGGACAGAUAACCAUUUGAUACUGUGGGAUCUUAGAACGUUCGGUUUAACAGGUAAACACUUUGAGAAAGUCUGUGAGGCUUGCCACAUUAGUUUGAAUAAAACUCCUAUAUUUGGUGAAAAUGGUGCUAUUUCACCUGGCGGUGUGAGAAUAGGGACGCCGGCAAUGACGACUAGAGGUUGCUUAGAGGGAGAUUUUGAGACAAUUGCUGAUUUUCUACUCAGAGCUGCACAGAUUGCGAGUACCCUUCAGAGGGAACAUGGGAAGUAUCAGAAAGAGUUCCUCAAGGGAAUUCAAAACAGCAAGGAUAUUGCUGAACUAAGAAACCGCGUCGAAUCCUUUUCUUCGCAGUUCGCCAUGCCUGGAUCAGACCUAUGAUUUUGCCCAAAUACAUUAUCACUUAUGUUCAUUUUCCCUACUGCACUCAAGUGUUGCUGUAAAUUAGAGCCCUUUCCGAUAUUGGUUAUUAUUUCCAUAGAUAUCUUUGUAAAAAUGGAAAUGCUUUAUUAUGUUUAUUAUGGGUAUGGGUAGAUCAGAGAAAGAUUGCUUGGUCAAUUUUUUUAUACCAUAUGGAAGUGUAUUCACCUUUAUAAUUAUUGAAAAGUCCCAGGGUUUUGAAGAA